Messenger RNA from Mytilus californianus (California mussel), 4956 nucleotides. Its product is annotated as zinc finger protein 37-like. Gene Ontology annotation, cellular component: nucleus. The transcript is spliced from 9 exons. The record is from RefSeq and is a predicted model, not a curated record. The coding region runs from base 101 to 2392 and encodes 763 amino acids. Gene Ontology annotation, molecular function: protein binding; RNA polymerase II transcription regulatory region sequence-specific DNA binding; DNA-binding transcription factor activity, RNA polymerase II-specific. NCBI's taxonomy places the organism in Eukaryota, Metazoa, Mollusca, Bivalvia, Mytilida, Mytilidae. Gene Ontology annotation, biological process: regulation of transcription by RNA polymerase II.
AUUAGUGUUGCGAGUCGGCCCUGGUAUUACAGGUAAUUGUCCCGUGUUUCCAGACUGCACAAGAAGGACGUGGUUCAACCUAGAGGUUACAUAGUAUAAAAUGGAUGAAGUGAUCAGUGUUUUUGUACCUGGAUAUAAAGAUCAAAUAUUUCACUCACUUCAUCAGUUACAGCAAAGGGGAGUUAACUGUGAUGUUACACUCCAGGCAAGUGAUGGCACUGCAAAUAUACACAGCAUUAUCUUAGCAGCCAACAACGAAAAACAUAUCUACAGCAAGAUAUCACAAACAAAUGAAAAACUCAAAAUAGACUGUACAAAAUUCAGAAUUCAUGUGAUUGAAGCUGUGGUGAUAUUUUUAUACUCUGGAGAAUUAGUUAUUGAGGAGAGAUUUUAUGAUGAUCUUGUGAAACUUUGUGAAGAUUUAAAUUUAAGCUCUGCAUAUGACACACUUAAACAGCAAUGUCCUGUUACAGAACGACAUGUAAUUCCAAAUAAUAAAUGUGAUGGCAGUUUCAAAGAGGUAACACAUAUUAAAAAAGAGCCAUGUUCUCCUUCUGAUCUUAGUUAUGGAUCUUUUCAAAGCACCAAUACAAUUCCUGAGGUAGGAAAUGCUGAUGUUCCAACUACACAAACCAAAAAAGUUUGUGGAAAGGACAAUCUUUAUCCAAAGAUGACCAACAUUAAAAAUGAUCAGGGAACCAGUAGUGAUGAAAAUGACAUGGAAACCAGUUCAUUUGAAAACGACAGUAUCAGUGCAAUACCCAGGGGAAAUGAUACUAUUCAAGCAGCACAAGUAAAAACAGUCAGUGAAGGGAACAAUUUGUUUCUGAAGGUAACUGAUAUUGAAAAUGAUCAGGGAACCAGUAGUGAUGAAAAUGAUAUGGAAACCAGUUCAUUUGAAAAUGAUAGUACUAGCAACUCAGGACCCUCUAGUUCUUCUCCUGGUGGACAUUUUUUAAAUCAUAUUGAAAAAAUUGUUAGGCAAUAUGUUUACAAUGAAGAAACAAAUCAAAAAGAAGAGGUAUGCACAAAAAAAUCUGACAAUGGUUCAAAAAAGAACUCUAUAAAAGGCCAAAAUAAAAAGACUUCAGUGAAGAAUGGUACUAAGAGAUCUUUAGGUUUAGUAAGUUCAGAUAUCGAUGAAAAAACAACAGCGAAGAAGAAGAAAAGGACGUCGACAAGGAAUUUGAGAAAGGAAAAGGAUGUGAUCAACAAAAACCAACGUGAUGUAAAUGAUGACAGUAAUGACAGGACUAAAGAUCUGGAAUCUGAUAUCACAGAAGAUUCAUUAACGCCUAAACCUUCAUGGAGAAAGUGUGUCAAGUGUAACUUAGUUUAUCCUACAUUUGCAGAAUGGGCAGAUCAUAUGAGGAAUCUUCACAAGCCCUAUCCCUGUGAACUGUGUGAUUAUAUUGGUGUAGAGCCAUGUCUGUACGCUUCUCACAUGUACAGUCAACAUAGAGUUGUUAUUGACCCAAAAAGAUAUCCAUUGGUUCAAUGUAAUGUCCAGGGAUGCACAUAUAAAAGUUUAAGUAGAAAUAUGAAGGAUCAUAUGAGAUGUCAUAAGUAUAAAAAAGAGAAGUUAGUAUGUCAUGUUUGUGGUAUGGAGUUUACAUCAGAAGGAGGCUUACGAUCUCAUUCCUCUUUUCAUAAAGAAGAAGAAAUGAAGUUUAAAUGUAAAGAAUGCGAUAAAGUGUUUGGAUGGAAACAUGAACUUAGGAAACACUUGGCUGCUGAACACAAGAAUUUUAAUCUUUGUCACUUGUGUUCAUUCAAGUCAAAGAAUAAAACAUCACUGAUUGUACACCUACAUAAUAGACAUAAGGAACCAAUUCCAGAGAAUAUGAAAACAUUUAAGUGUGACACAUGUGAUUUUUAUUGUUUUUAUCCAAGUUAUUUAAAGACACACCAACAAGAAAAUCAUUCAGAUACCUUAGAUUUCCAGUGCAAUAUUUGUCCUAAAAAGUUUAAAACCAAGAAAAGUUUAAGAGGUCACUAUAACAAUACCCAUGGAUCAAACUUUUAUAAAUGUGACAAGUGUAGUUACACAACAAGAUCACAGACGACACUACAAGUCCAUCAACAGAGUACACAUUCUGAGGCACGGCCAUAUGCUUGUCAUCUGUGUGAGUACAGUUGUAAAUUAAAAGGAAAUUUGAACAGUCAUUUGAAGAAUAUGCACAAAUUAGAAAUAGUCUCCAUUAAUAAACUACAUGAAAAGGUUGUAAAAUCAGGUACAGGCUUUGAUGAAUAUAUGGAGGCUAGAAGAAAACUUUAUGAACCAGGUGUGAACCCAGCAGACUUGAUAGUAACAAGACCAAUAGAAGAGAGCUGUGGUGUUCCAGCCCCAGAGGAUAAUACAGAAGAAGAGUACCAAGAUUUAACUGAAUAGUUUUAGAAAAUGUAAUUUACAUUUACCAUAAACUCAUAAAUUUGAGGUUUACAUGUUCUAGAAAGCAACAAAAGGAACUAUUUUAUGAGCUCACCUGGCUCUAAGUGCCAGGUGAGCUAUUGUCAUAACUUGGUGUCUGUCAUUGUCGUUUGUCUUUGUCGCUGAAAAAAACCUUAAAAAUUUUCUUUGAAUCUACCAGACUAAUUUCAAUUAAACUUGGGCUGACUGAUCCUUAGGGUACCUUGUUUAAAGUUUGUGUUCUUUAUUCCUGUCUAUUAACAAACAUGGCUGCCAUGGUUAAAAGUAGAACAUGAGGGAAAUGACCCAAACCAUUCAAUGAAUCCUUAUGGAGUAAUUGCGCUUAAAUGACCACUUAAAGAAUCAGCAAAACAAGAUCUAAAAAAAAUCAAAAUGACUCUGUGGAAGAGUUAUUUCCCUUAUAAGACAAUUUAUUGACUAAAUUGCUUAUUUUUAACUAAGAUCUUAAAAACUGUUGUAGCUAAAUAAAAACUGUAAACAGCAAAAAUGAUCAGCAGUACCAGAUCUACAAAAAUGGCAAAUGACCAAAACCAUUUUAUAAUUCCCUAUACAAGUUAUUGCCCUUAAAUGAAGUUUUUUUUUAUUAAUUUUCUUGUUUUUGAUUACACUAGAUAGAUAAAAACUGUAAACAGGAAAAUUGAUAAGUAAUACAAUAUCUACAAAAUUGCCAAAAUGACUGAAACAAUUGAAUGACUCCUUAAGGAGUUAUUGCACUUGACAAAUUUUUGUGCUUUUGUUUAUUACCUUUAUAAUUAUAAUAUAUACAGUGAUAUAUAUAGAAACUGGUAUUCGUGAUCUGAAAUACAAGAUCUACAAAAUUGCUGAUAUGACCAACACCAUUGGUUGACUCGUCAAGGAGUUAUUGCCCUAACAUCCUAAUGUUUGACCAAUUUAUGUGUUUGUCAGUUAUCUCGAAAACAGUAAAAGAUGUGAAAAAUUUGUAGAUCUACAAAGAUGACAAUAUGACUAGACCAUUGGAUGAUUCCUUAUAAGAGUUAUUGCACUUAAAUGACGAUUUUUUUACUUAUUUUCUUGUUUUGAAAUACCAUUAAUAAAUAGAAACUGUAAACAGGAAAAAUGAUCAGCAAUACAAGAUCUACAAAAUUGCCAAAAUGACCGUAACUAUUGAUUAACUUCUUAAGAAGUUAUUGCACUUGACAAAUUUUUGUCUUUUUGUUUAUUACCUUUAAAAUUAUAAUAUAUAUAUAGAAACUGGUAUUCGUGAUCUGAAAUACAAGAUCUACAAAAUUGCUGAUAUGACCAACACCAUUGGUUGACUCGUCAAAGAGUUAUUGCCCUAACAUCCUAAUGUUUGACCAAUUUAUGUGUUUGUCAGUUAUCUCGAAAACAGUAAAAGAUGUGAAAAAUUUGUAGAUCUACAAAGAUGACAAUAUGACUAGACCAUUGGAUGAUUCCUUAUAAGAGUUAUUGCACUGAAAUGACGAUUUUUUAACUUAUUUUCUUGUUUUGGAAUACAUUUAAUAAAUAGAAGCGGUAAACAGGAAAAGUGAUCAGCAAUACAUGAUCUACAAAUAUGUCAAAAUGACCGAAAUUAUUGUAUGACCCUUUAAGGAGUUAUUGGACUAAAUAGACAAUUUUUUCCUAAUUUUUGUGUUCUUGAUAAUUUUCUUGAAAACUACUAAGUAUAAUAGAAAAGUAGAACAAAUAAAUCAUCAAUACAAGAUCUACACAAAUGCUAAUAUUAAAUAAGAUCUACACAAAUGCUAAUAUUAAAUAAGAUCUACACAAAUGCUAAUAUUAAAUAAGAUCUACACAAAUGCUAAUAUUAAAUAAGAUCUACACAAAUGCUAAUAUUAAAUAAGAUCUACACAAAUGCUAAUAUUAAAUAAGAUCUACACAAAUGCUAAUAUUAAAUAAGAUCUAAAUGCUAAUAUUAAAUAAGAUCUACACAAAUGCUAAUAUUAAAUAAGAUCUACACAAAUGCUAAUAUUAAAUAAGAUCUACACAAAUGCUAAUAUUAAAUAAGAUCUACAAAUAGCUAAUCUUACCUGAUUGCAAUAAAGGUAGAAAUCAAUUUCAAAAUAGCAUAUUUUUAAUAGGUGAUCCAUUCAGUCUCUUAGGAGCCUCUUGUUUGUUAAAUUAUAUAAUGUUACCGAAAAACAGAUUUGGAUCAAGUUAUUUGGCAAUAAAUCAGUAAUCCAAUUACAAAAUAGGACAACUGAAGACAUAUGGACAAAUUAAUGCCAAAUAUCCAGCUCUAAAUCAUAUCUUGUUGAAAGAAAGGAAUGACAUCAAAUUUUUGUUGUUGUUGUUGUUGAUAAGAAUUGAUCUGAAAAAAACUGUGCCAAACUAAAAUGAUCUUAUCUUAUGUCAGUUUUAGCCAGAACGUUGCCUCAGCUGAGGUACACAUACUGCUUUUAUAAAAUCAGGAAUGUUUUCAAUCUGACAUAUUUUUGAAAAACUUUACUCUUUUUAUUUGUCCUUUUAUAUGUGUUCUCCUUGUGAAUAUCUGUUUAACAUGUCUCUUCAGCCUAGAUGAGUAUAUUAAAGUAUGCUGAAUCAAG